Xyrauchen texanus (razorback sucker) is the source of this 2407-nucleotide messenger RNA. It is a transcript of the gene trim105, whose product is annotated as tripartite motif containing 105. Bases 283 to 1575 code for a protein of 430 amino acids. The transcript is spliced from 7 exons. The record is from RefSeq and is a predicted model, not a curated record. NCBI's taxonomy places the organism in Eukaryota, Metazoa, Chordata, Actinopteri, Cypriniformes, Catostomidae. Gene Ontology annotation, molecular function: protein binding; metal ion binding.
UUAGCAGGCUAAUGUUUACAUUCACACAGCUGCUGUUCUCUGCCAGCGUAACAAAAACUGAAACUUUUCAGUUAACAGUAUAUAUGGAAAAAUAUGCUAACGACAUAAGACAAGGACAACGCGUACAUUUUAAGGCUGUUGUCAGAUACGAUUAACAUUUUGGUGAUACGUUUGUGGAAUUUGUUUUGGAAGCUAAUUUUUCGGCACAAGGCGAAUGCCCCUACAAUAGUUCACAAUGUGCCAAAAGUGAAAGUAAAAUAAACCACCACAGAUCUACUCAACAUGGCAUCCGGCAAGAGUAAGAUGAGUCUCAGAGACGAUCUGACAUGUGCCAUCUGCUUUGAGCUCUUCAAAGAUCCAGUGAUGCUGGCUUGCAUGCAUCACUUCUGUAAGAGAUGCAUUUCGUCUUACUGGAAGACUGUCAGGGGUCCUGUGUCCUGCCCUCAGUGCAGACAAGUGUUUCCCAACAAAUGCUUUCAGACUAAUUACUUAGUAGCCGGUUUGGUGGAGAAAGUCAGGGCCAGCAGCACAUCUGGAUCUGUCAAGUUUGUCGAGAAACAAUUAAAGGACAGCCUGGAGUCACAGCGCUGCAGAAAAGAUGCCUUCAUCACAAUGAUCCGUAAAGACAAAGAAAAGAUGGAGAAAAUAAGAAAAAUGGGAGCUGAUCUGCAGCAGCGAGUGCAGAGUGAUUUCCAGGCUCUGCAUCAUUUCCUGCGGCUGGAGGAGGAUGCCAUGAUGGAGAAGUUGAAGAGGGAACAGGAGGAACUGCUUCAGGGACUGGAGCGACAUCUGGAGGCCCUACAGGUGGCCAUGACAGAUGUGGAGCAGAACAUUAACACAUUACGACAGACUGCCAGCAACACAGAGCAAUCUGUACUUAUAGAGCUUCCAGAAUUGAAUUCCAGAGCACCUCCACAAGAGAUGAAUAUCAGCCUGAAUGCUUUCAAAAGCAAAUACAUUGCUCCUCUGCAGUACACUAUAUGGCGAAAGAUGUUUCAUCAUUUGAAUACAGCUCCAGCACCAUUGAUAUUUGAUGAGGACACGGCUCACCCCAGCCUACAAAUUUCCAGGAACAAAACCCAAGUGAUUGAGAGUGACAAAAUGACCCUCUACCUAUGCGAUUCAAAGCGCUUCCUCCAGUGUGUCAACAUUCUCACGACCGAGGGCUUCCAGUCAGGCAGCCAUUACUGGGAGGUGGAUGUGAGCAACAAUUUGAAGUGGGAUCUGGGUGUCGCUCUGGAAUCAGUUAAUCGAAAGGCGCGGGUCAAGCUGUGCCCUGAGAAUGGAUACUGGACCCUCCGGCUGCGGAAUGGCAACCAGUACUCUGCAGGUACCCAGCCCUGGACGCCACUGUCGGUGAUGACCUCGCCAAGCAGGAUUGGAAUUUUCCUGGAUUGUGAGGAACAGACUCUGUCGUUUUAUAAUGCUGAUAACAUGUCACUGCUCUAUUCCUUUUCCACUGGGCCUAGAGGGAAAGCAUUCCCGUUUUUCAGCACUUGCCUCAGUGAACGCGGUCAGAAAGCCCAAGCCAUUCGUCUCCUCCACUUGCCUUAUGAUUGUACUUCAGAGAUAUAAAAAUAUGCAUGCAAACACUCUAGUAAACGCUUGUCAUAUUCAAGGGUCUUCAGGCUUUAAUGAGCCCCUGAUUAUUAGAAGUUCCCUGCAUUUUAAAGUGAUUAUUACCUUUGAUUUAUUAGAGCCAUGUUUCUCUCAUGACCCUUGUCAGUCAUUUUAAGGUGAAAUUAUUUUACUUUGUGUACUUGAUGCAUGCUGACAUCAAACAGACGAAAGAGACCACAGGCAGUUCUUCAGUAAUGUUUGUGCCAGAUGUCUCUAGAUGCCCAAAGAUCUGAUUUUACACGGGUAAUUGACAUUGAUUGAUUACAGAAUCACCAUUGCGACGUGACCCACAGCUAAAGUUUUUAUCUUGGGAAAAACAACAUAGAAGGUAUAGCUCACACAAAAUUGAAGAUUCUGUUGUCAUUUACUUACUCACCCAUAUGUUGUUCCAAAGCUGUGUUACUUUCUGUGUUAUGUGGAACUUGAAUGGAGUUGUUAGGCUGAAAAACUUUAGCUGUAUGGAAAAAAAGAUGUAAUGAAAGUGAAUUGUGACUGAGGCUGUCAUUCUUUUGUGUUUCACGCAAGAAAGUCAUACAGAUGUGGAACAUGGGGAGGGUGAGGUAAUGACAUUAUUUCAUUUUUGAGUGAGCUAUCCCUUAAAAAAGAUUUCCCCCAUGUACAGUUUAGUUCUAUUUUAUUUUAUUCUUAUUUUAUUUUGGUAGUACAAUGAAAUGGACAAAAACCCACUUAUUAGUUCAGUUUAUUUUUAAAUGUAGUUUAUUCCUCACUACAGUUUUAAUUCUCUUUAUUUGGGUAGUGUAGUCAAAUGUAAACAAAUAAAAAUAAA